Cuscuta campestris is the source of this 1318-nucleotide messenger RNA. The record is from the annotation of a GenBank genome assembly. Lineage: Eukaryota; Viridiplantae; Streptophyta; Magnoliopsida; Solanales; Convolvulaceae.
GAAAGUGAAUAAUAUUUCCAUUUAACCCUAAGUUCUAUUUCCUUCCAAACUUCCCCUACAUUUUCCUUCUUAUUCUCUUUGCCAUGUUUUUUUGCGGAUCCCUAAGUCCAAAUGUACCUUUGGUUUGAAACUGAAGCAGGGUGAAACUUAACAGGUUGGUACUUAUCAUUCUGCAUCCAUGAGAAUCAACCUGAAACCUCCAACUCCCGGCAUUGUGAGCAGAGGAAUUGGUUUGGAAGGGUUUUGCAGUGUACUGGCUGGGCUUUGGGGAACAGGCACUGGAGCAACAACAUUGAUAGAGAAUGUGCACACAAUUGAUGUCACCAUGGUAGCAAAUCGGAGGGCCUUAGAACUUGAUUCAGUUUUCUUGAUUGCUUUCUCCUUUCUAGGUAAAGCGUGUGCCAUCCUUGCUUCUAUACCACAAGCAUUGGCUGCUGCUGUGUUGUGCUUCAUAUGGGCACUAGUUUUGGCUUUGGGUUUAUCAACUUUACAAUAUACCCAAACAACAAGUUCCCGAAACGUUAUGAUUGUUGGAGUUUCAUUGCUCCUUGGUUUCUCCAUCCCAGCUUAUGUUCAGCAGUAUCAGCCUGUCUCCAGCUUAAUUUUGCCCCCUUAUCUUCUUCCUUAUGCUGCUGCUUCAAGAUCUCCUCUUCUUGGUGCAACUGAAUCUGUGAUCUACCUAUCCUGGAGGUUUGAGAACUUAGCUACGGAAGCCAGAUCUAAGGUUUUAAAAGAUCGAGCUCCUUAGCCGCUGUCUGUCGGUGUUUCUUGCAUGACCGUGUGAGCAGUUUCAAUCCUCUCCAUGGCCACUCUCCCUAUAGCUGGACCAAUAAUUUUAAAAUAUAGAAACUCCAAGUACAAAAAGAAAUUCUAAAAUCAGUUUAGCUGUCAAACGAACCGUUCAAACAAAUCUCCACACCCGCUUAACAAUAGCCAUAAUGACACUAUGAUCUUAUGACAGAAAGUGUUCCUACAGUGAUAUGUUUGAAGGCAUGCAAUUGGAGUUUCUUCAUUGGAGUUUAUUCCAGUUGAAGGAGAAGAAUUACUUACUUAUAUUGGGAUUAAGUGAUUCUGUUUGUAAAUGCUCUGUCGUGCUUGGUACUUCUGAUUAACAGGAUGGAUGUGUGAUGUAUCUGAUGCUGCCAAGCAUUGUGAAAUGGCUGCUGAUUCCUCUGAUGAUCCCAAGCUUAUGAGCCUUAAAGCCCGUUGUAUUCCUUUGACAGAAGGUACUAUACCAUUCACUCAUUGCGUCGUAAAAUGUAAGCUGCUAGCUUCUAAUCAGUCAAUUACAUGCUCACAUUAAAUUUUACUUGCUCUU